Molecule: messenger RNA, 1470 nt
Organism: Centruroides sculpturatus (bark scorpion)
Lineage: Eukaryota; Metazoa; Arthropoda; Arachnida; Scorpiones; Buthidae
Product: carbonic anhydrase-like
Exons: 5
Coding region: 1-840 (279 amino acids)
Cellular component (GO): plasma membrane
Molecular function (GO): zinc ion binding; carbonate dehydratase activity
Source: RefSeq, a predicted model, not a curated record
AUGAUCCAAUUAGAAAUCCGACAAGAUACAGGUUUACCGAGAUUUACAGGAGGUGGUUUAAUAGGCGUAUACAAAUUUUUGAAAAUCAUCUUUCAUUGGGGACACACAAAUGAAGUCGGUUCCGAGCACGCUUUCUCCGGUCGUUAUUCUCCUUUAGAAAUGCAGUUGAUCCAUUACAACACUCAAUAUGAACCAGAAGAGGCUGCAACUAAACCGGACGGUUUGGCAGUUUUAUCGGUACUAUUCAGAAUUUCUUCAGUAGAUAAUAUAAAAUUAAGACCUAUUCUCCGCAGCAUGCAUAAAAUUAUCGAAGCAAAUUCUUCGACGGAAAUUCCGAAUUUAUUUUAUCUGAUCAAUCUUCUACCCUCCACUUCUAAGGAUUAUUAUAGAUAUAUGGGAUCUCUGACUUCGCCUCCGUGUCACGAAUCUGUACAUUGGACAGUAUUUAAAGACAGAGUGCCGAUUAGUGAACGUCAGCUGGAAAGAUUUCGACAGUUGAAAAAGAGUUCCGGAUAUAAUUUGGUUAAUAAUUUUCGACCGGUGGAACCAAUAAACGGAAGAAUAGUGAUGUUUUUCAAAGAACCUAAUGAUUACAGGGAUCGGAACGCUUUCGUCAUAACAGAUGAUGACGAUGAUGAUGACGACGACGACAUCGACAUAGACAUCGAUUUGAAAAUCAAGAAUAAAGAUAAACAUAAAAACAAGUACAAAGAUAAAGAUAAAAAGUACAAAGACAAAAGCAAGAAUAAGUAUAAAAAACAUAAAGGAGCCACCACCAUUCCAAUCCCGACCACUUUUCUAAUUUUAACGGCAGUUCUGGUCAGUACAAAUCUCGUUUAAUUUUGUACUUCAUAAUUCUCAGAAUCAUGAAGCGUGCAUUUGUUUGCCAUUGCCUUCAAAUAAUGGUUAAAUGUCAUCGUUUUAUUUAGCAUUUAGCUAAGAGAGAAACUUUGUUACUGAAAUCCGCUUUAAAUUACGAUGGCGUUUAACUAAAUUUAUAUAAUGCGAAAAUAUGAAAAUAAGAAGCCUUUCCCAGUUGGCAAUUUCAUUGUUCUGACAUAAUACCAUUAAUGUGAUUCAAUAGUUUAGAGUAUAUGAAAAAACUAUACUUUUCGAUGUCGUCGUUUAAAUUGUUUAAAAAUUUUAUGCAAAUUUUUAUGAUGUGGAUCCAUUUUCAGAAACUUAAAAUCAUUUUUCAGUCUCAAGUGAUACGAUACUGUAAUUAUAUAGAUUUUCAGUCUAUAUGUAGGACCAUAAAGAUGUAGGUCAACUGGCGUUAAUAGAAAUAUAUAGGAAGUCUUACAAGUGUGUUAAAGGUCAGAUGGAAUAAACUGUACGCUUGUAAGCUUUGCUACGUAAGUAUAAUGAUGCUCACAUUUUGCUAAAUUUAUUUUACCUGAUCUAACAGCGACUUGUUUACAGUAGACCCCCUAUAACACUGUAGAUAAUUCCGUAUUAUAUUAAUCCAUG